UUUCAGUCUCUCACUUUAUUCUUUCUCUCAUUCACAAAAUCGGGAAGAGAAAAAAAAAAACACUUCGUUUACUCGCCGGAGCCCAACUUACUCUGCUCAUCGUCUCGCCGGAGUUUCGACACCUCAGGAACGAGAAUGAAUCAGAACGCUAAUGUACCGGUGGAAGUGAUGAGGGAGGAGGAGGUAGCAAUAUUACACGAAGGAAUUGGUUUGAUACUUUCGCGGUGGACUGCAUUAACAGCUGCCGUCGAAAUGGGUUGGGGUGGCAAAGGUUCUCUAGUGAUAGCUGAGCAAACCAUCUCUCAAGUUUUCGAUCAUUUCACCUUAUCUAAAGAUCCAACGGACUAUGAUCGGUUAUUUGAUAUUCUAGAGAAUAGUCUUAAUCAGCUUAACACUGUGGCUGAAGAUGGAAGCCUUGAAGAGGUAACAGAGUCACUACUGGAUUUGUACUAUGAAUGCUGUGAAGGUGACUUCAAAAUUGUUGAGAAACUAAGAGCUACUAAAUCUAAAGCCAGUUCAAGUGUUGUCAAGGUUGCAAAUGGUAAUGAUGAGGACGAUGAGGAAAGUGACGAUGACGAUGAUGAGGAUACAGAGAUGAGUAAUGAUCAAACCACAGACAUGAUGGUGGAUGCAUCUGAGGACAGUUCAAACUGUAAACAAGAAGCCAUGCCGGUUGAUGAACCAGCAGCCGAUGAUGGCUGGACUGUAGUUCCAUCUAGAAAAAACAAAGGAAAGAAGAAUUAACCGUGCUUGGUUCCCAAUGUGUUAUGUAAUUUUAAACAGUUUUGGUUGUUUAUUUAUAUAAUAUAGAUAGUAGUACUCUAUAGAUUGUCAGUUCCUAAACAAAAUCAGAAGACUUGGAAAUACAAUGUUUCUUGCCUUUAUUUUGUUUCUUGCUUUGGUGCUA
Messenger RNA from Capsella rubella, 907 nucleotides. Its product is annotated as pre-rRNA-processing protein TSR2 homolog. NCBI's taxonomy places the organism in Eukaryota, Viridiplantae, Streptophyta, Magnoliopsida, Brassicales, Brassicaceae. The record is from RefSeq and is a predicted model, not a curated record. Gene Ontology annotation, biological process: maturation of SSU-rRNA from tricistronic rRNA transcript (SSU-rRNA, 5.8S rRNA, LSU-rRNA). The coding region runs from base 136 to 744 and encodes 202 amino acids. Gene Ontology annotation, cellular component: nucleus. The transcript has 5 exons.